Messenger RNA from Parnassius apollo (apollo), 276 nucleotides. NCBI's taxonomy places the organism in Eukaryota, Metazoa, Arthropoda, Insecta, Lepidoptera, Papilionidae. The record is from the annotation of a GenBank genome assembly.
AUGAUAAUAGGAAAUGUCGAAGUUGCUACUACAAAUCAACUCAGAAAGACAUUGAAAAGAAAAUUUUCUAAGCAGCAAUCCGCCCAGAAAAAUCAAUUGGAACGAGUCGAAGUAUCCACAGACCUACAACUUAUUUCUUCUUCGUCUUCAAUCACCGACGAAACCGAUUGUGAUGAUUUCUUAGUGUUCGAGGAGCCCGGUACGUCUCAGCAAGAGAAGACAUACCAGGAUAUGGAUUUUUCUCCGACAGGGCAGGAGCUGCUAUUGCUUCAGUAG